AUGCUUGCUGUGCUGGCGCAAUGUCGAAAUUGUAAAUCUCGUGUGUUCUCAUCACUCAUUGCCUUUACUCUUACACUCGCUGGUCUUCUUUUCUCGACAUACUACUUUGAAAAUAGCUGGAGCUUCCUGAGGUACUGCUACAUCUCGAACGAGGAUCCACUCUUCCUGGCCCUUCUGCUCACCAUGACAACGGGUGUGCUGAGGCCCUACAACAGUGUCGCCGAUCUGGGCUGUUCUCUUGCACUGCUCAUGCACUGGCGUCACAUUUUCAUCUAUUUUAAGAACACAUUCAUCCUCUCCGUCUUAGCAGCAGUGGCCUUAAUCCUAGCUCCGCUGUUCUACCUAACCUGGCUUCAUACGGGAACGUCCAAUGCAAAUUUCUACUUCUCAGCGUCUCUCAUCAUCGGGAUUGUGCGGGUUCAACUGCUAAUCCAAACGAUUUCGGCAUAUCUGCGUUACCAAUUCCAUCAGAAGUUUGGACCACAGCCGUGUCUUUCCACGGGCACUAAAAUUGUGCCCUGUAUUCGCUCCUAA
Molecule: messenger RNA, 534 nt
Organism: Echinococcus granulosus
Lineage: Eukaryota; Metazoa; Platyhelminthes; Cestoda; Cyclophyllidea; Taeniidae
Product: Phosphatidylinositol glycan anchor biosynthesis class U protein
Exons: 5
Coding region: 1-534 (177 amino acids)
Biological process (GO): protein localization to cell surface; attachment of GPI anchor to protein
Cellular component (GO): GPI-anchor transamidase complex; membrane
Source: RefSeq, a predicted model, not a curated record